AUGUCGGUAUAUAUACAACUAACGCAUGAUCUAUCAGGAACAGUAACUGCAGUAACGAUCGGUGAUUGGAUUUUAGGUUUAUUGAAGCAAAAGAAUAUACAAGAAUAUGAAGUAUUUUUUAAAAAGUUUUUGAACAUAUAUCAAAAGCAAGAUAAGGAUUCAGAGAGUAAUAAUAGAUCGGAAAUAUUUUCCUUGUUGUUGUCAGCAAGUGAUUUCGUGUUUGAGACUCUAGUUGAAACAAAAAAGAAUAACAAGAUAAAAGUUAUAAUAGAUAAUAAAGAGAGUAUAAAAAGUUUUAGUGAAUUUUAUAAAGAAGUAGAAGAAUAUUUUGUUAUUUUGAUAUCCAUUUUACAAUUAGAAUUUAAGAGUGUUGAAGAUUUAAAUAAUGCAACUAAUAAUUUUAUUAAAGCUAUAAAAAAUUAUAAUGUUUUUCCAGAAUUAAGAUUAAAAAUAUUACAACUAUUAUAUAACUCUUUUAGUGUAAAUUUUUCUUUUCGCUUCCCGACCUUUAUAGCUAUUUUACAAUUUUCAUCUCAAAAUAAUAUUUUUCAUAAUAUUCUUCCAUAUAUUAAAUUCAUAGAUCAGUGGAUAAAGGAAUGGAAUAUAAGUUCCCGUGAAAAGAGACAGAUAUAUUUAAUUAUUGCACAAGAAUUGAAAAAGUUAAAAAAGUAUGAAGACUCAUUUAAGCAUUUAAAAAAACAUAUAUACUAUUUUCAAAAGGAAGGAGUAGAAAUACUUAAUCGUCCAAAUACAGUUAAUGCAAGUGUUGAACUAAUUGUUGAUUCGAUUAAUUUAAAUAACAUUAUUUAUUUUCAUGAAAUAUUAUAUUUGGAUGCUAUACAAAAUUUGCAAACUAUACAUGAACAUAGACCUAUAUAUGAGUUACUAACUAUUUUUUAUAAAUACAGCAUUUAUGAAUUUUUAACUUUUAAAAAUACUUAUGGUGUUGAUUUCUUUACUAAAUAUAAUAUAGAUCUAGAAGCAUGUGAAAAUAAAAUUUACUUACUAUCUAUUAUAUCGUUAUUUAAAGAGUCCAAUGUUCAAAAUAUUCAAUACAUUUCAGAAAAACUAAAUAUUACUACUCUACAAAUUGAACAAAUUCUUGUUGCCGCUAUUGGAAAUGGGGUUAUUGAUGCAAAAAUUGACCAAAUAAACAAAACGGUACAACUGAAAACGGCAAUUUUAAGACACUUCAGUGAUGCACACUGGGAGCAGUUGAACAACCAAAUAAGUAAGUACAUAAAUAAUAUUCAGAAGAUUAUUGACUUGGCUAGCCACGCGAAACCUCUACCCGGAAAGUAA
Molecule: messenger RNA, 1302 nt
Organism: Plasmodium malariae
Lineage: Eukaryota; Apicomplexa; Aconoidasida; Haemosporida; Plasmodiidae
Gene: EIF3M
Product: eukaryotic translation initiation factor 3 subunit M, putative
Exons: 1
Coding region: 1-1302 (433 amino acids)
Biological process (GO): cytoplasmic translational initiation
Cellular component (GO): eukaryotic translation initiation factor 3 complex; cytoplasm
Molecular function (GO): translation initiation factor activity
Source: RefSeq, a predicted model, not a curated record